AGAUAAAACGACAAAGUCCCGAAAGUGGGUUCUACAGAGAGAGAGAGAGAAGUGGGCAGUUUUAUUGGGUUUUGGCGUUGAAGGUUGAAAGCAGAACCACCUCACCCAGCAAAGCUGCUUCAUUUGGGCUCUCAGACAGAGAGAGAGAGAGAGAGAGAGAGACAGGGGUCUUGUGUUGCUGGGUAAUGAUCAAUGUGCUUGCUUGAGCUCUAACCUUGCUGCGUCUGUGUAUAGUGUAGCACUGUGAGAGUGAGAGAGAGCUCUGAUUUUUGAGCUUUUUGGGUCUUUGUUUUGCUGGGUUUACCAAUGGAGUUUGCUGGGUGCAGCAGAGGGAGCUCAGGGAGAGCUCUGGCUCUGGCCCUUUGCCUUUUGGCCUUGAUAUCUCUGUCUUGUGCUGCCAGAUUGAGUGCUUCUUCAAGGCAGAACCUUGAUGUCCAGAAGCACCUCAACCGCUUGAACAAACCCGCCGUGAAAAGCAUCAAGAGUCCAGAUGGAGAUAUUAUAGACUGUGUUCGUAUAUCUCAACAACCGGCUUUCGAUCACCCUUACCUCAAAGACCACAAAAUCCAGAUGAGGCCUAGCUACCACCCAGAAGGGUUGUUUGCUGAGAACAAAGUGGCUGAAAAAACAAAAGAAAAAGCAAAUACCCAGCUGUGGCAUGUGAAUGGGAGAUGCCCGGAAGAUACUAUUCCGGUAAGGAGAACGAAGGAAGAUGAUAUUCUGAGAGCGAGUUCAGUGAAACAUUAUGGAAGGAAGAAGCAGAGAACCAUACCAAAAUCUGCAGAUCCUGAUCUUGCCAAUGAAAGUGGUCAUCAGCAUGCAAUUGCUUAUGUCAAUGGAGAUAAGUAUUUUGGAGCUAAGGCAACCAUAAAUGUCUGGGAGCCCAAGAUACAACAGCCUAAUGAGUUCAGCUUGUCUCAGCUGUGGGUAUUAGGAGGGUCUUUUGGUGAAGAUCUGAACAGCAUUGAAGCUGGCUGGCAGGUCAGCCCGGACCUCUAUGGUGACAACAACACAAGACUGUUUACCUACUGGACUAGUGAUGCAUAUCAAGCCACCGGUUGCUACAACCUCCUCUGCUCAGGCUUCAUUCAAAUCAACAGCGAAAUAGCAAUGGGUGCAAGCAUCUCUCCCGUUUCGGGUUUACGAGGAUCGCAGUAUGAUAUCAGCAUACUCGUCUGGAAGGAUCCAAAGGAGGGGCAUUGGUGGAUGCAAUUCGGGAACGACUAUGUGCUGGGUUAUUGGCCUUCGUUCCUCUUCUCAUACUUGGCUGACAGUGCUUCCAUGAUUGAGUGGGGAGGUGAGGUUGUGAAUUCACAACCGGACGGCCAGCACACAUCGACCCAAAUGGGCAGCGGACGUUUUCCGGAGGAAGGUUUUGGCAAGGCAAGUUACUUCAGAAACAUUCAAGUUGUUGAUAGCUCAAAUAAUCUCAAGGUCCCCAAAGGGUUGGGCACCUUCACCGAGCAAUCAAACUGCUAUGAUGUUCAAACUGGAAGUAAUGGGGAUUGGGGUCAUUACUUUUACUACGGAGGACCCGGUAAAAACCCGAAUUGCCAGUAAGGUGAAAAAGACCAUUUCACCCCUCUACUUUGCCCUAUGUGUAUCAUUCAAUCUAGCGUAAUACCUUUUUCUUUUUUCCGCUUUGUAUACCCUUCGUAUUUUUUUUCCUUUUAACUGUUUAGGUUGGUUGGGGGGUAGUAGCUUUUUAUGUAGUGGGAAGUUUUGACUCUUUGGUUUUUUAGUGAAAAAGAAUGUAUCUCUCUCCAUGUAAGUGGUGGGUGGGUGUGAAGAAGGUUGGCCAAGUUUCUCAAAAGCCUAAAGAAACAAGGGCCUUUUUCUCUUAUAUAGAACUCCCUCUGUAAUCUCCUUGUUUGUAUACACUCCAAUCUCUCCCUUGGAGUGGCUUGUUUAGUGAAAUUAAUCAACUUUCUGGGUCCAAAAUGUUGAGCAAAAGCAA
Molecule: messenger RNA, 1957 nt
Organism: Malus domestica (apple)
Lineage: Eukaryota; Viridiplantae; Streptophyta; Magnoliopsida; Rosales; Rosaceae
Product: protein neprosin
Source: RefSeq, a predicted model, not a curated record